AACGGUUUCAAACAAGCUUCUCCUUUUUCUCAGUUGUUUUUCAGUCUUGUCAAGAGUCUUGUGCAGUCCACGGUCAUAGAAUGCAGUCUUGUGUUAGUUCUUGAAUAUUUUGUUGAAGCCUGCUCUGAUGCCUCAUGAUGCAGUCUACCUCAAUCUGUAUAAUUUUGACCUUCCACAACAUGAAGAUUCUCCCUACAUAAUUACUAGUCCAAGAUCACUUAAGGCUUGUCAUAAACUUGGGAUUAAGCCUUGUGAGCUGUUGUACAAGUCACUGGAUGAAUAUGAACAGGAGCUGCCUCACCUUCCACUUAGGGAUGUUGUCUACCAGUAUGAGAGGCAUGAGCGAGCCAGACAAGAGAAGCUGUCGGUGUGUCGGAAGCUGCGUCUGAAGCAGGUGUGCCGCUCCCUGCGCCGGCCCGGUGGCCGCGGGCGGUGCGCAGCUCGCCGGUGCGCCGGCGGCGUCCGCCCGGACCUGCUCCCUCCGGCUGCGGCCGUCAUGUCGUCCUCCAGUCGCACGGCCAGCCCGCGCUCCGCCGCCCUCUCACGCACAAAGUCGGUCAGCUGGGGAGGUCUGGACCGGAGUGGCGAAUACUUUACGGACGUUCCUGGAGACGACGGGGAUCUGUCCUCGGAGGACGAAAUACGGGAGGACGUUUGGUCUAGCGAGGACGAGGACGAUGGUGGUGGUGCUCGGGAGGACGGUAGACAGACGCCGAGUCCCGGUCGAGGGGAGGACAGUGUUGUGGAGGACGAGGACCGACAUGCUCAGGGACGAGGACAGACGGUCUGAGGACGAGCAUGCCGCCGACGAAUGGGUCCGUGGGGAAGGGGAUAGGGAUGGUGGCCUUCCUGAAGAAGGAGCGUAUUCUCACAGACGGGAUGCGGUCGGAGAAAGUAAUCCGAGCUCAGAUGAGGACAGAGCAGAGGGCGGGGAGGAAUCCGAGGACGAGGUGGGUCGCGAGGACUACGAGUCGUCCCACUACCGGGAGGAGUCACCCCUCGCGCCGAGGGGGGUCGGAGGGCGUAGUGACUCUGACAGUGACUCCGGCGCCGCUGCUGAGGAAGGGGACGGUGAACCGGACUGGUAUCGGAUGGAAGACUCGCGCGCGGCCGACAUCAGACUGGAGCUGCGCUCCUCGCCCGGCCUGUCAGCUCCGUCCGGGGGCCGCCAGCGCCGCUCCAGGCCAGUCUCCGUCACGUUCUCUGGACGGCCGCCAGAGGCAGCACCGUCGGCGCGCAAAGCCGCACCUCGAUCUCGUGCCACGUCGGCCUCAUCACGGUCCAAAGCCUCUAGGUGCUCUACGCCGCAUUUAAAGGCGGAGGGGCGGCGGCACGACACUGCGACGAUGUCUGGCGCCGAGAACAGCGACUCUGAGCUGCGUGUCCGUCCAUCCGACCGGCGCAUCCUGGAGCUCAUGUCCCGUCGCCAGGAGCAGGAGCGGCUCCAGGAGCGGCACGCUGUCGAGGAGCACCAGCGCUGGCGGCAGGAGUGUCUGCAGGAGCUGCGCCGCCAGUCGGAGCGCCAAGAGCGCCGCGAGGAGGCGGUUCUGGCGCGCCGCCGGGCGGAGGCCUGGGAGAGUCGCCGGCGACGGGAGGAGCUCCAGCAGCAGCACUCCCAGAGCCUGGAAAACCUGACGGCGCUGAUACGGGGACGGGAGGAGCGCGCUGCGCUGGAGCUGGCCGCACAGCGAGGGAGGAAGGACGAGCAGCUGGCGGAGCGCCGGCGCCGGGAGCAGCAGCAGCAGCUGCUGACGGCUCAGCAGCGGGAGCAGCUGGAGUCGGAGGAGCGGGAGCGGCGCCGGGAGCAGCAGCGGCGGCUGCAGCGGCGCAUGGACGAGACCGAGCGGCGCAGGAACGACAUCGAGACGGCCCGCACUCAGCACGUAUCUUCUUUGAACGCCAGCUGGCUGGCACUCAGUGAGGAGCGGAUCCAGCGGCUGGGCGAUGCGGCCGAGAGGCGCAGUCAGAAGGUCUGGGAGGAGCUCAGCCGGCGGAUUCAGUCGGCCGCCGAGAACCAGCGCCGCCUGGAGCGCGGCAGACGCGCGCACGCCGCCGUCAAAAGCGCGACGGAGAGCGAGCGUCGCCGGCAGGCGCGGGAGGCGCGGCAGCGGCAGCUGCAGCUGUCGGCUGGCCGGGGGAGGGAGGCAGCUGCCCGGCUGCAGCGGGACCAGCAGCGGGCCGAGCGGGUCGCCCGCCAGCUGGCGGAGAGUCGCCGGCUGGCUGUCAGUCGGGAGAACCUGACCAGACAGAGCAGACACCAGCAGGCACUGCGACAUAUCCGUCAGAUGGAGGAGCAGGUGCUGGACGAGGCGCGCUUCAAGCUGCGCCUGGACGAGGCCCGCGUGGAGCAGUUUGUACAGCAGCGCGACAUGGCCGUCAUGUCGUCUCGGCACCUGGCCCACGUGGCCGCCAACCUGCGACAGGCUGUCAGGUCAGGUGACCGGUCGGCCACAUUUGACCGGAUGGCGGCGCGGGCCGACCUGGAGAGCCGUGUGCUGUACGGACCUGCCCACGCCGGCUGCGACAGGCUCUACAGACCCCGCUCACAGACCCAUAUCCUGUAAUCCGUAACCCUGGGUAAGUGGGGUGGCUCCAAUAAAUAAUUGAUUUGGGUAUGUGGCAAUAGCUGGAAGCCGUCGCAGCAGUCUAUUACAUUUAGCAGGUCGCAUUUAGCAAGUUAGCAAGUCUUUAGUCGCAUUUCGUGGAUUGGUGCUGUUUGCAUUUUAUUCAUUCCAGCCUAUCAGAAGAAUCAGCUCCGCGGAUGGUCGACCAUAUUAUUUGAUGUGUGUGUCUGCCUUAUGGGCUGGAUGCUUCUGUAAGGAAUCUUCCAGGAUAUGAAGACCGGAUGAUGGAUAUUGUAAUUAGUCAAACGUACGAUUGUUUUUUUUCUGUAUGUGAUAUCAACUUGAUCUGUCGCGAUAUUGGAGAGCUUGCUAUAUUUUGUUGUCCUCACACCGACGGCUCUUGCCGGCGGUGGAAUGUUUUGUGUACGUUUUAGGUCGCUUUGUCCCUUUGUCGUUUGGCACUAAGGUGCUAUAAUUAUUGGUCAUUUUUAUUUAAGCAUUCAGCACUGAACAGCUGAUGUAUGUGAUGUCCUGUGCAACAGCUCAUUUCCAUUCUAAAUGUUUAUGUGUAGAGCAUCGAAUCGAUCAGUGUGUUCGCACCGGACACCUUUUUGACGGACGAAGGACUCGUGUGCAAUAUGUGAAAAACGCAUUAACCAGCGUUGGGUGUUAGUCACUGUUUUUGGGCGCCGUGUUAUGUGCCCGGUGACUGCCGUCCGGUGCAGAAGAACGCGUACAAACUGAGGAACCAUAUCACUGCCACCCGCAACGUACGGGCUUCGUCUGCUCGUCACCUUUGGGCGACUCUUUAGUGCAAUGAUGGCGCUUCCUCACAUUGUGGAGGCAUUUCCACCGCUGAAUGUCUGUCGUUAGAUGAUUGUGUUGUGAUGUGGUCCGUCAUUGAAAGAAAUACAGCUUUUGUAGAAA
Amphibalanus amphitrite is the source of this 3491-nucleotide messenger RNA. RefSeq names its product trichohyalin-like. Lineage: Eukaryota; Metazoa; Arthropoda; Thecostraca; Balanomorpha; Balanidae. The coding region runs from base 678 to 2564 and encodes 628 amino acids. The record is from RefSeq and is a predicted model, not a curated record. The transcript has 12 exons.